Molecule: messenger RNA, 1904 nt
Organism: Raphanus sativus (radish)
Lineage: Eukaryota; Viridiplantae; Streptophyta; Magnoliopsida; Brassicales; Brassicaceae
Exons: 5
Coding region: 969-1736 (255 amino acids)
Source: RefSeq, a predicted model, not a curated record
GUCGUGAGGAAUUAGUUAUAAUAGAUUUUGAUGAACUUUUCAAUAAAAAACAACAGGAAACAAAUCCUAGCUUUUUAUCGAAGAAACCAAAAAGCUUCGCCUCUGACAUCACAUCCUCUUUUCUCUUCCGUUCUUCACCACCGCUGUAAUCGCCUCCGACAUCUCCUCCGAGGAUAUCAAACUUUUUGCUGAACCCCUUCUCCUCCACCGUUCAUCUCCUCCGAGGAUACCAUUCCCUUUGAUCACUAUAUCAACGUAAAAUUCAUUGGUUGUCUGAUCUGGGAGUUCAAUCUCAAUCUUAUUACCACUAGAUAAUCUCUUUUGCAUAAACUGUAUUUCAAAAUCUUUGUGCUUUUAAGUCAAAAAAAAAAAAAUCCUUUGUGCUUUUUGUUCUCAGUUUUUAUUCAAGAAGUUUUUGGAAUAAAGAAAUCUGGUGGUGAUAAGAAGAGAGUUGAGUACGUGAAGCAAAGGGCUGUUGGGAAAAAAUCAUGGAAGUUGUUGAGAUCAAGCAGCGAAAUCUGGUUGAAGAAAAUCAAACUCCAUUGAACUUUUUAUGUUCCUUUCAUAAAUAUUCUCCAUAGAUUACGUGCUGAGUCGUUACUAAACAGAAUUUGGUUACCUAGAUUUUCUGAAUAUCAACAAUUUCAUAUUUUAAAAUGGUCUGUGUCUUAUCUCGAAGAUAUCAACAAGUUUCUCUAUAUAAACAGUUUACAGCAAAUAGCCUAAGACACACCCAAACAAAGAUGCAACUUAUAAAGAAAAAUCACUCUGCAAACUGAAGUGUCUUACUGUAUGCGAGUAUCUUACUGUUCCGUACGAUCUCCCUAUCGCCACUAUGGAUAACAUAUUAGUUGUAUGAAAAAGGAAACGUGUUGAGGGCAAUAGAUACUUUCAAAAGGUCAAAAUUUGCCACAAGCAGAAAUUUCCACAAAGUCUUAAGGGCAAUAAAUACAAUUGCUCCAAGUUUGAUGGCCAAACCCAAACUCACGGUACCUGCGAAAAUCAGAGAAAGUACAAGAUUGUAUCCUUAUUUUAAGGAUUGUUUAGGAGCUAUUGAUGGUACUCAUAUACCAGCUGUAGUACCAAACCGUGUUGCUCCUAGCUACCGCAAUCGAAAAGGAGUAAUAUCACAAAAUGUAUUGGCUGUUUGCAAUUUUGAUUUGGAAUUCAUAUAUGUUCUUAGCGGAUGGGAGGGCUCAGCUCAUGAUUCAAAAGUAUUAUAUGAUGCUUUAACGAAGAGAACUAAUAAAUUUGAAGUUCCACAAGGAAAAUUUUAUCUAGCUGAUUGUGGAUUUGCUAACAGACGCAGUUUUUUGGCUCCUUUUCGAGGUACUAGAUAUCAUCUUCAAGAUUUUACUGGCCAAGGUUGUGAUCCCGAAACUCCACAUGAAUUGUUCAACCAUCGCCAUGCCUUCUUAAGAAACGUGAUUGAAAGGAUAUUUGGAAUAUUCAAAUCACGAUUUCUAAUAUUUAAAUCUGCUCCUCCAUUUUCUUUCAAAACACAAGCAGAAUUGGUAUUGGCUUGUGUAGCUUUACAUAAUUUCCUUCGCAAGUAUUGUCGCUCAGAUGAGUUUCCUGUUGAAGAUCCCAAUGAAGCUACCAGUACAGGCAAUAAUGCAAGAGAUGAUUCAGAAAAUAUUGAAGAAAUUUUAGAGACACAAGAUCAAGAAAGAGAAAGUGCUAAUAUCUGGAGAGAAGCAAUGGCUGAAGAAAUGUGGAAAGAUGCAACUAUUUAGUUUUUUUUAAUAAUAACUACUUAGUUUAUUUAUUUGCAAAAGAUAUUCUAAUAAUAAUUUGUAUUCUUUUUAUUUUCUUAUUUGGAAACGAAUUCCACCAAAAUCCUUCACAAUAAUAAAUGUUACUUUCAAACCAUUCAAUUUUAAUUCCACUAAAAUCCUUCUCAU